AUGACUCCAAGAGAUGUUCAUGCCCGACUACGUUACUCCGUGAGCCUUCCAGGCGAAACCUCACACGACCAAGAGUUGGCCAGAGCAGUCCUAGAUCUUCGCCAAUGGGAGUCCAGCAAAACAGCAGAGCGAAUGCGUCAUCUCGUCUCUGAUCGCGACCACUCGCGUGCCGAGACCAUUUCCUUGAGUAGCCAGCUGAACUACAUGGAGGACUGGAUCAUGGGCCUCUAUGUAUCGUACAGUGUGUUACCAUCAAACGAGUUAAUGAUAGGUUACAUGUGGCAUCUCAUAUGCUCGAUACCGAGACUGCGUGGACGCGUCGUGCAGGACGAACAGGCUUAUCAGAGCCUUGAACAGAGUGUGAGCUUAUAUGGAGCAGAUGCUGAAGUACUGCUGCUACGUCAACAGCUACAAGCGCGGUGCGCCGAGAACGAGAGACUCAAAUCUCAGAUCAAUGCUCAAGUCGAGGGCAGAAUGGACGAGGUGUUUGAUUCAGCGGUACGAUUGGCGGUCGAGCAUGAGCGUGGCAAAGACGAGGUCGUGAUCAAAGACCUUCGUCAGGAGAACCAGAGACUUCGUGUAGCGCUAGAGACGCAGACACGGUCAGACUGUUAA
Aureobasidium subglaciale EXF-2481 is the source of this 615-nucleotide messenger RNA. RefSeq lists its product as uncharacterized. The transcript has a single exon. The record is from RefSeq and is a predicted model, not a curated record. Bases 1 to 615 code for a protein of 204 amino acids. NCBI's taxonomy places the organism in Eukaryota, Fungi, Ascomycota, Dothideomycetes, Dothideales, Saccotheciaceae.